Messenger RNA from Guillardia theta CCMP2712, 1959 nucleotides. RefSeq lists its product as hypothetical. The record is from RefSeq and is a predicted model, not a curated record. Lineage: Eukaryota; Cryptophyceae; Pyrenomonadales; Geminigeraceae. The coding region runs from base 1 to 1959 and encodes 652 amino acids. The transcript is spliced from 14 exons. Gene Ontology annotation, cellular component: membrane. Gene Ontology annotation, molecular function: ligand-gated monoatomic ion channel activity.
AUGUCCACGAGCUGGAAAACUAAGGGGAUUCAGAUCUUAUUGAUCGCACACCUUGUGGGCUACGGUUUGACUGCGCAGCAGUACAAGCUUCUGUUCGAUAAAGUUACUUACACGGAAUGGAGAUCUCCGAAUAGCAUUAACGGGCCAUCGCCAGAGUUGAAUGUUACCUUCAAUGUUGUGAUCUACCAAAUCCCUCCCUUCGUGAUGAUCAACAACUUCGAUGGUCCGGACCCUGGUAAUGCCAUGCAAACCAGGACGGACAAGGCGGGUCUUUCAGGAUUGACGUAUGGGAUCGACAUCCUCAAGAAGAUUAAAGACACGAUGGGGAUUAACAUCAACUACUACUACCCUUGCGAUAUGUUGAACUACAACAAAACAAGCAAGUGUGCUGAAUACGACAAGGCAACUGCUGCAAAGCAAAUGAUAAGCACAGGCACUGCUGGUCCUUUCUAUGGACCAAAGUCAUUAUGCAACUCAGUGAAUGAUUGCUUUGGAGCUGGGGCGUUCAAGUUAUCUUCAGACUUGACGAGCAACUUCUUCGUGACGCAGCCGUACAUGGAGAAAGGGUUCUUGUUGUUCACUAUGUCUCAGCCUCAAGCCUCCGGGCCCUUCUCCUGGGCAGCUUCCUUCGACUACAUAGUUUGGAUCCUCAUCGGUGCUGAGAUCGUCCUGGCGGGCAUUGUUCUGAUCGUGAUUGAGGGAUACACCAACAACGAGACGCUGACUCGCAACCCUUUCAUGCUCGUUCUCGACACCUUCUACUGGUCCUUCACGCUGGUCCUGGGGGUUCAGGAUCACCAGCCAGUCACCAACGCAGGAAGAACCCUUGUUCUCGCGCAGCUCUUCUUUGCCCUGCUCCUGAAAUCGAUCUUCACUGGUAACCUCAACAGCAUCUUGCUCCAGACGCCGACAACAACGAGCAUCAAAUCCAUCGAUGAGUUCAUCAAGAGCACCAACCCUUCCAUCUCCUUGUGCUUGCCCACCUUGCAGAACUCUACAUCUACCUUCAUCCAACAGUCUGAGAGCAUUUACGGUUCCACGAUCACGAAGCACUACGAGAAGGACGUGUCUUCCUGCCUCAUGAAUGUGUACCAGGGCAAGUCGACCGCGACAUUCUACGAUGAUUCUGUCAUCAGCUACAAGGUCAACAACGAGUUCUGGCAGAUGGGAAUGUGCGGGAACAGCGGGGGUUAUUGCUCUCAGCCUGGCUUGACCCAGGACACUUGUAAGUGUGACAGUUCGGCCACCAGCUGUAACAUCACCUUCACGAGCGUGCAAGGUUCCCUGGUGUCAGUGGGCGACAUCUUCGGCAGCUUCGGAUACACCUUCAUCUUCCCUUUGUCCUCCACUCAGAUGCAUCAGCUGCAGUUCAGUCAGGUGAUCCAGUACUUGAAGGAGACAGGAGACAUCUCUGCCAUCGAGUCCAACUGGAUCGCUGGCUCCUUCAACUGUGCUGGCAGCACGGGCAACUCGACUGCCCUGGGGCUGUACAACAUGCUGGGCCUGAUCAUCUUCGUCAGUGUGUGGGCAUUUGUUGGCCUCGGCGUCGGGAUCUUCGAGAGCAUGAUCAAGUUCUUCAUCUCGCUCUGCAAGGGAACCAAAAGGAGGAGAGCCUCUCGCUUCGCUCCCACCUCCGAUGACGAGGCAGUCGUGAACAUCAAGGACGGGGGAGGGGCUGCUGAUGCGACAGCCAACGGGGACAGGGAUGAGACCCCCGGGACCCCAACAAGAGCGAAGGAAGUAGAGCUGCCUCCCGACCUGUCUGGGCUGCCGACGAAGGAGACGCUGAUGGAGCUGGAGGCGAGGCUUGACAGGAUCGAGGAAAGACUGGAGGACCUCCUGUCUCCUCACGAGGACAAGGGCGCAGUCGGGGAGGCGCAUCACAAGGGGUUGAACGGGAACGGGACGAGCUCGGGGGAGCAGCAGGACUUCGACUUGCUGGGAUCAUGGAAGAAUUAG